UGCACACGAGAGGAUGUGAAAAACAGCCUGCCGCGCGCGGAAUAUAGUGAAAGAAGAAAAAAGAAGCAAUCAUCAUUAUUUCCAUUUGAAAUUAAAAGAAAUAAAUUGUUCAAGAAGAAAAGAGAGUCUCUUUUGUGUGAAAAUAAUUCAACAGAGAGUGUGUGUGUGUUUCUGAGUGCAAUACUUAAAUUUACAAAAUAUAAAUAAAUAAAUUUUUAAGUGGUGUUUAUUAUUUCCUACUGUGUUUUUUGUUAAUAUAUCCUGCCGCUGCUGUUUUUGUUGCAGUUUGAGACGACGACAUACAAAAAGGAAUACAGAAAUAUUUGGUCAUCAUUUCAUUUCAAAGGAAGGCAAAGGAAUACGUUGAUGACAAUAUAGCUACCAACCAAGCAAAUCAGCAACAUUAAUGAGGAAAUAUCUUAGCCGUAACGACGACGAAGACAACAACAAAAAGAAAAACAUCGACGUCUAGGGCGAGAUCAAAAGAAACGGCUGUAAAUUAACAAAGCAAACCAUUUAAACCCUUCUUGGCAAAUAAAUCAAAUUUUGUUAGAAAUUCAAUUUCAAGGCCAACCCGAAUCGACAAUUCUUAGAACAAAUCUGUGAAGACUGAAUUCUGUGACAAUGCUGGUCGGAGUUGCUGGAGAUGAGACGAGAAAUGUGUUUUCCCUGAAUACGCCUUAUUAGCCAACGGGGAACGCAAAACGCAAGUAUCGUCCAACGCAACGAACAAGUGUAUGCGUGUUGUUGGUUGGUGUACUUGUUGUUUAAAUCUCUAACUACCUAUUUAGCCGGCCAUCUACCUAGCUACCUAUCCACCCUCUACCAAACGACCUACCUCUCUCUACGUCCUUUGUUCGCUUGCUCCAGUUAGGAGCAGCUGUGUGUGUGUGUGCAAUCACAUUAAAAUCACUUGUACAAAUAUUUAUUCAAACUGGCGGACCGAGAAGUAAACUAUUCCCUGGCAGCGUCGGGGUCCUAUGGCGGCAGUGCCCAACAGCUGAGUAAACGAAGGCGUAUCUAUGCCUCAACGGGUAGUGCUGCCAAUAUCACCAUGGACCGGGAGAGCCUUAGCGAAUGGGCUAAGGACAAACCGUUGAGCAUUUUACAAUUGGAUCCGGCAGAUCGUGCUGUUCUGCGCAUAGCAGAUGAACGCGAUGCCAUUCAAAAGAAGACAUUCACAAAAUGGGUCAAUAAACAUCUCAAAAAGGCCAAUCGACGUGUUGAAGAUUUAUUUGAAGAUUUACGCGAUGGACACAAUUUACUCUCUCUUCUGGAAGUGCUUUCUGGCGAACACUUGCCCAGAGAAAAGGGAAAAAUGCGUUUCCAUAUGCUGCAAAAUGCCCAAAUGGCAUUGGAUUUUCUACGCUACAAAAAGAUAAAAUUGGUUAACAUCAGAGCAGAGGAUAUUGUCGAUGGCAAUCCCAAACUGACACUCGGUUUGAUCUGGACAAUUAUUUUACACUUCCAGAUCUCCGAUAUUGUUGUUGGCAAAGAAGACAAUGUAUCAGCACGUGAGGCACUUUUGCGUUGGGCCCGUCGCUCUACUGCUCGGUAUCCGGGAGUUCGUGUCAACGAUUUUACAUCGUCAUGGCGCGAUGGUUUGGCAUUCUCAGCCCUGGUUCAUCGUAAUCGACCGGACUUGCUUGACUGGCGAAAGGCAAGAAACGAUCGACCAAGAGAACGCUUGGAGACUGCAUUCCAUAUUGUUGAAAAGGAAUAUGGCGUCACUCGCCUAUUGGAUCCCGAAGAUGUUGACACCAACGAACCCGAUGAGAAAUCUUUGAUUACCUAUAUAUCAUCGCUGUAUGAUGUAUUCCCAGAACCACCAGCCAUUCAUCCACUCUUCGACAUGGAAUCACAACGCCGUGUCCAUGAAUAUCGCGAUCUGGCACAACAGUUCAUCUAUUGGUGCCGUGAAAAGACAGCAUACUUGCAGGAUCGCUCCUUCCCGCCCUCUCUAAUCGAGCUGAAGCGUUUGCUGAAUGAUCUACACACCUUCCGCAACGAAGAGGUAUCGGCUCGCAAACGCGAAAAGUCGAAAUUGAUACAAAUCUACAAAGAACUCGAACGUUACUUUGAAAGUAUCGGUGAGAUCGAUGUAGAGGCCGAUUUGCGACCUGAGGCCAUCGAAAAGGCUUGGUAUCGGAUGCAAACCGCCAUGCAGGAUCGCGACAUGAUUCUGCAACAGGAAAUUGAACGUUUGGAACGUUUGCAACGUCUUGCCGACAAGGUGCAGCGUGAAAUUAAACACGUUGACAUGAAAAUUACCGAUUUGGAGACGCGCAUUACCGAGGAGGCCAGACACAUUGAAACUCUGCACCCAGUCAAUGCCAAGAAUAUUGUCGAAUCCUUGGAAACGGAAAUCCGUCUCCUGGAAGAACCUCUGCAUGACAUGAAUCAGGAUUGUCACGUACUCAACGAAGGACGCUAUCCACAUGCCGCAGAACUACACAAAAAGGUCACUAAGCUUCAUCAACGCUGGGCUCAGCUACAAACUACAUUCCACACAGUUCUGUUACCAAAGUUAUCCGGACUGAAGUAUCCCGUCCAUGAAAAGACCACAACACGCCAACAUCGCAUUGUAGUCGAAUCACGCCAAAUCGAAACAAAUCCCCUCUUCAAAGACCUGUUGGAACACAUUGAAUGGUGCCAAAACAAAUUGAAACAAAUGCUUGCCGCCGAUUACGGCUCCGAUCUGCCCUCCGUGAAAGAGGAGCGCGAUCGCCAACAACAUGCCCACAAAGUCAUCGAUCAAUUCCAUGCUAAAAUACUCAACGACGAACGCCAACAGAGUAAGUUCUCUGGCGAUGAACUGAAUCUGUACCAGCAACGCUUGAACCAAUUGCAAAAGGUAUAUGCCGAACUAUUGAGCACAUCAACGAAGCGUCUGUCCGAUUUGGAUACGCUGGAGAACUUCUUGGCUCAGGCCUCGGCUGAGUUGCAGUGGCUCAAUGAAAAGGAACAAAUCGAAAUAACACGUGACUGGGCCGACAAGAACUUAGAUUUGGCCUCUGUGCACAGAUACUAUGAGAAUCUUAUGUCGGAAUUGGAAAAACGUGAAUUACAUUUCGGUACCAUACUGGAUCGCGGUGAAACGCUACUCAGACAACAGCAUCCCGCAUCCAAGUGCAUUGAAGCUCACUUAACAGCCUUGCAGCAACAAUGGGCAUGGCUUUUGCAAUUGACCCUCUGCCUGGAAGUCCACUUGAAACAUUCCACCGAAUAUCAUCAAUUCUUUGCUGAAAUUAAGGAUGCCGAACAAUGGCUGAGCAAACGCGAUGAAAUUCUAAACAGUGAAUAUUCCAAGUCAGAAUUUGGCCUGGAUCAAGGCGAGGCAUUGUUGCGUGGCAUGCAAGAUUUGCGCGAGGAAUUGAAUGCCUUUGGUGAAACGGUGGCCCAACUUCAGCAUCGAGCCCAAACUAUUGUACCUUUGAAUAAACGACGUCAACCAGUGAACCGUCAAAGCCCAGUUCAGGCCAUAUGUGCCUACAACCAACAAGGACAAAUUCCUGUCGAAAAGGGUGAAACUUGUACCCUCCUCGAUAAUUCGGGACGUGUCAAAUGGCGCGUACGUACCACAAAGGGCCAAGAAGGUUUGGUGCCCAGUGCUUGCCUACUUAUGCCACCACCAGACAAAGAAGCCAUCGAUGCUGCCGAACGUCUCAAGCGGUUAUUCGAUCGUUCUGUCAGCCUCUGGCAAAAGAAACAUUUACGCCUACGACAAAAUAUGAUCUUUGCCACCAUACGAGUUGUCAAGGACUGGGACUUUGAUCAGUUCUUGGCCAUGGGACCAGAACAGCGUACCGCUAUACGUAGAGCAUUGAAUGAUGAUGCAGAUAAACUGCUUAGUGAAGGCGAUCCCAACGAUCCACAAUUGAGGCGUUUGAGACGUGAAAUGGAUGAAGUUAAUCGUCUGUUUGAUGAAUUCGAAAAGAGAGCUAGAGCGGAAGAGGAAAGUAAACAAGCCAGUCGCAUCUUCACCGAAGAAUGCAUUGCCAUUAAGGGUAAAUUGGAAGAUAUGGCCCGUGAAUUGGAGCAAAUCAUAAGUGCUCCUCUGCCCCGUGAUUUGGAUUCUUUGGAACAUGUUUUGGAAAUUCAUGCCGAUUACGAGAGACGUCUGCAACUUUUGGAACCAGAAUUGCAACAUCUGCAAGAGACCUUCCGUACCAUUGCAUUGAAAACACCAGCUCUCAAAAAGAGUUUGGAUAAUUUGAUGGUCUUGUGGAAGGAAUUGAAUACGCUCAGCAACUUGCACAAGGAUCGCCUCAAACUGUUAGAAGCUUCUCUGGCUGGCCUAGAGGACAAUGAACAUUUCAUAUCGGAAAUUGAAAAUCAACUUGCCAAACAUCAAGACCUUCCCUCGACACCAGAACGUUUAGAAAUGGUCUUCAAACAAUUGACACAUAUGCAAGACUUGAUCACACAACAGCAGCCACAAAUGGACAAAAUGACCGAUGCUGCUGAUCAAUUGGGUCGCAUGGGUGUACCGACAAAAGUAUUGGGCGAUUUGAAACGUUUACAUGCAAAUGUUGAACGUUUGAAUACUCGUUGGAGUGCAAUAUGCAAUCAAUUGGCAGAGAGAAUGCGUUCAUGCGAAAACGCCAUUGGCCUUAUGAAGAAUCUCCAAUCAAGCGUGCAAGUCGAAGAAUCAUGGGUAGAUGGCACCACGGAAAGAUUGUCAGCCAUGCCUACGGCUACCUCAGCUUAUGAAUUGGAUAAAUUGCUGGGAGCUGCUAUCGAACGAAAACCUAAAAUCGAAAAUGUCAACUUGGCUGGAGGCAAACUAAUAAGAGAAGCAAAGAUCUACGAUGGUAAAUGUCUGCGCUUCAUCGACUGGCUAUUGGAAGCGCGUCCCUCAUUUUCACCACCACGUCGUGAUCUACGUCCCGCAGAUAGUGAUCCCGGCGCAACACAGUAUUACAGCCAACGUUUGGACAUUUUAAAUACGAAAUACGAUCGAUUGUUGGAACAAUUAUCACAGCGUCUAAAGACGGCUAUCGAAGUUAACGGUAGCGAUGGUUUGCAAUACGCUGAAAGUUUGCAGAAACCACUGAAAACCUUCCGCGUAGAUUUCAGCGCCAACAACGUACCGACUGGCGAAGGCUACGUUGCACGCGAUGAAGAUCUUUUUACAACAACAUACAGCACAUCACAAUUUAGCACAACAAAAACCACAAAGAGUGUCUACGACGCUACCGACUAUGUACACACAACGACAACCACUACGAAUGGGACCGGUGCAGGAGCCGGUUCCGUUCCCAGCACCUCGAAACAGUCGCAGAUCCAAUUCAACGAAAUUCACAGCCUGAAACGUGUUCAGACGAGAAACGAAAAUGUUGGAACUGGCGGCGAUACAACAAACAUUAAACAUUUGUUGGAUAUAACCGGCAUUAGAGAUCCACGAACAGGUCGCGUUCUAACCAUUGGCGAUGCCAUACAAAUGCGACUGCUCGAUGUGCGCACUGGAGAGAUGAUAGUUGGCGACAAGCGAAUUUCUUUGGAAGAGGCUGUGAAACAGGGUCUAAUCGAUGCCACACUGGCACACCAGCUCUUGCAGCCAGGCGCUGCUCGUGAUGGCAAUGGCCGAGAGCUAUCACUUUUGGAAGUGAUCCAGCGCGAGAUAAUCGAGGCCGAGUCGGGCUACGAGACAGCAGAGAAACGCAUUAAGGUAACUGUCGACGAUUCUCCAGAUGCCGAAAAUCCCAAAAAUAUUGCCGAUGCCAUUUCUGCUGGAAAUGUUGAUACAAAAACGGGACUAUACAGAGUUAAAUCGGGCAAGACCAUAACCCUGGCUGAGGCUUACGAACGCGGCUAUCUCAUCCGCCACGAAUCGGUCACUAUCAAAUCAAAUGCCCUGUGCCUGAGUGACGCCAUUGCUCAUGGCUUAGUGGAUACGUCUGGUUGGAUUGCUGAUCGUAACUCCGGCGAUAAAUUUAGACUUGAUUCGGCAAUUGCAAAUCAGCUUAUCGAUCCGAAUGUUCGCGAAGUUGUAGAUGCUAAAAAAGAUACGAAAAUUACACUAACCGAAGCCCUUAAAUCGGGUAUAUUAAAUCCGAAAACCGGUCGUUAUUGGAACGAAGUUACCAAAGAGAAAUUGACAUUUAUCGAGGCCAAAAAUCGGCAGCUAAUCGUUAAACCAUACACCCUAAAAGACAUUUGUGAUUUGAAUCUGCUGGACAAACAAUCGAAGAUCACGAGUCCCAUGCGCCGUGAAAAAUUGAGUAUAAUGCAGGCCAUAGAGUCGGGGGUGUUGGAUGGUAAUAAUUUGAAGUGCGUAACGAAGCGCAAGGGUGAAUUGGUGACACUGCAGGAGGCCAUAGCCGACGGUAUUGUCUUGCCAGCCGAAUCCAAAUACAGAGAUUUCAUGACUGGUGAGAUCCUCUCAAUACCUGAGGCUGUGGAACGAGGCCUAGUCAGUAGUGUUUCCCAAAAAUCCAUUUUUGACAUUGACGGUUUCAAAGACAUGCGCAGCAAUGACUUUGUCAGCUUUAACGUGGCCUUAUCGCGGGGCAUUUUGCGUAGAAAAAGUACUGGAUUUGCCCUGGAAACUAGUCGUGAUUCCCAUGUGCCUUUAGAAGUAGCCAUGAAAGAGGGACUUAUCCGGCCCGAAGUGUACGAAAUGUUCAACAAGGGCAUUGGUGUACACAAUGCCAGUGGCAAGGAAUUGAGUGUUUUUGAUUUGUGUUAUCAUAAUUUAAUCGACCCCAAGACAGGCUACCUUCUAGACCCCAAGACUGAAGAGACUGUUCCCCUUGACUUAGCCAUCGAACGUAAGUUUAUAACGCCUGAGGGUGCUCUCCUGCUGAGCAGCCUCUUGAACAUAACCCUGACAACGGAAACGGUAACGAGAACUAUCAAUCGUUAUGUUACAAUACGUGCCGGCUCCCAGGAGCCCCAAGAGCACCAUGUAGUUCUUACGUUUACCGAGGCUGUUCGCCAGGGUUUCAUUGACGAGGAACGACAAUUGUUUAAGGAUCCCAAGACAGGUAAAAUAUAUUCUGUGCAACAGGCCCUCAACUUCGGCCUUUUGCAACCAGAUGCAAAUGACACGGUUCCCGAACCGACAAAUCGCAAAAAGACCAAGUCGACCAUAACAAUUGUGACGAAACAAAUAGUGCCUGAAUCGGAACCCAUAAAACUGAAUACCCAAAACUACGUGGAGAAAUCUGUGGAAAUUCCCAUAGCUGAGGAGGUCAUCAAGUCUGGCAAAAUCAAUACGGAUUUCAUUCACAGUGAAAAAUCAACUUAUGUCGAACACAGCGUCCAAGAAAGACAAAUUAUUGAAUUGCCAGCCGGCGGCUGGCCACUAAAGGACGCAAUCGAACAACAGCUGUUCAAUCCCGAUAGCGGUGUCUUCCAAGUCAAAGGAACCGAACGGGUGGUGACCUUUGAAGAGUGCAUUAACAAAUACAUCAUCAAUAGUUUAUCGGUGUCGGUAAUAGACCCCAAUACAGGCGAAAAGCUAUCAACACGCAACGCAUUCGAAAGAGACAUUAUAGAUUCAUACGGAAGCUAUACCAACAAGAAUGGAGAUGUCGAGACUAUGCGUUCGGCCAUAAACGAGGGUAAAAUCAUUUUGGAACCAGUGCCCAUAACAAAGAGCUCGGCCAGAGAACAGUGUAUACUGCGCAUAAGCAAACUAAACAAUUUAGCCGAAGUGGUUGAGAUUUCCACACCGCUGGCAGCCGAUGCUUCGCCGAAAUUCGUCGAAGUGAACACCGUACAAAGAGAAUUGACUUCACCGGAGCCUUUGCAAAUUGCUCCCGGUGCCAUUUAUGAUCCGUCGACAGCAUUGGUUAUAUUCACCCACAAUGGACAAACCGAAAAUAUUUUCGAUGCGGCUCGUCAUGGUCUGAUUGACGAAAGCCUCAUCCGGAUUGUUGAUCCGCAGACCAGUGAAUCUGUGACAAUAAACGAAGCAUUGGCACGCAAAAUCUACGAUCCACAAAAUGCUACCAUUGUAACGCAAGAAGGCUAUACGGUAGAUAUUCUGACGGCCAUCCAGAAGGGCCUGAUAAUCGUUUCAGGAGCUCCGUUGGUAGCAGCCGAAGGUGCAUUACGUACCAUACGAUUUGUGACUGAUCCACGUACAGGUGAACAAAUUCCUGUCGAAGUAGCGUACGAGCGUGGCAUUGUGUCGCGAGAUCAGUUGAAGAAAACCAAAUCUUUUGAGAGUGACACAGGUGAGGACAAGGUGGUGGUGUUGCAAAAAAUGCGCAAAAUGAUUCUGAAGCCUUCUGAUGCUCUCAAGAAGGGCAUCAUAGACGAGGAAGCUCGUGAUAUAUUGGAAAAUAAGCAAAACUUCCUAGGUGAACAUAACGAGGUGAUAAAUAUCACCGAGUCAUUAGAGCGCGGUCUAAUCGAUGGCAAUAGAGGCAAAAUUGCCGAUCCUCAACGCAAUCGUUACUUGAAUAUAGGUGAAGCCGUGAAGGAGCGCAUUCUAGAUCCCGAACAAACCAACCACAUUCUCAUACCUUUGGCUCAAUCGCUGUCAGUGCCAAAAUUAAUGGAGCAAGGUUUAAUCGAUAGUCAGAGUCAAACCAUUGUUCACCCAGAGAGUGGUUAUGGAUUGAAUAUUCGCGAGGCUAUAGUCUGUGAUGUCUUGGAUCCAUACUCAAAACUAAAACUGCCCAUCAUGUGUACGCUUGAGGAAGCCAUUGAGAAACAUAUUGUAGAUCCUGAAGAGUCUACAUUCAAUGUAAAUGGAAAAGUCCUUACACUGUCACAGGCCCUAAAGGCUGACAUAUUCGAUAAGAGUUACGACACUGAAUGUGCUGCAGUGGCGAUUCCCCCGGUUGGUAUGACCUUCCCGGUUAUUGUUGAAAAAGGUCUGCUUAAACCCGAAAAGGUAUCUGUUGUACAUCCGGAAAAUAGAAAGGAAAUACCUCUGCAAAAGGCCAUUGAAGAAGGAUUUGUCAUGUCCAUACCUUAUCCACCCCAAGCUGAUGCUGUGGAUGUCCAUCAUGCUGUAGAACAAGGUCUAAUCAACGUGGUAGAUCAAACAUUUAAACAUCCCAAAGAUGUUGGCCCGCCCACACCCAUUCGUCAAGCCUUGGAAACUGGCCGUUUGGUUGUUAAGCCGAUCAGUGAUUUUGUUGUUACACAAAAACCCGUGCCAAGGACAGAAGUCAUGGAGACAAUUACAGCUGUGCAUACAGUUACCACCAAGACUAUUGAGCUAAUUCAGGGCUAUGUUUUAAUAUCCAACAAUGAGGUGCAAAAUGUCCAAACCGGUGAAGUUUGCAGUGUCGAAGAGGCAAAGGCUAUGGGUAUUUUAAGAGAAGAGGAAACCUCUAAAGAGACUCGUUCAGUAACGGGUAAUAAGGAACAUGUUGAAGAUAUUUUGCAACAACAGCCCAUUACACAGGCACAGCCACAGGUACAGCCACAAACGACAACGACGUCAACAAUAACAUCAGAUGGCACCCAACGUCAAAUAAUUCAAACUUCAGUAAUCAAAACUGAAGUUCAAACUCCGAUGGAGACCAUCGACUCGACAACAAAUCAACAAAUUCCCACAAAGGAUACUAAACUGUCAUCGGCACUAAACAACGUUAAGGAAGCUGCAAAAAUGGGCGCCCUAGGAAUUGUGGCAGCCCCUGUCUUGGCUGGAAGUGCCGUUGUCAGUGGAAUAAAACAAUUGGUCAAAUCAGCAACUACACCCACUGAAGAGCCAAAUCAAAGCAUUGAAAGUGUCCAAACUGUUCCAACGAAAAUGCCAACUCAAUCAACUGUGAAUGUGUCGACUGUGGAAAAACAUCCAGACGUUACAAGCACAACAACCACCACCAGAACUACUACAACUAUAAUUUCAUCAAAAUCCGAUGAAACUCAACCACAGAUAAUUGAAACUCAAAAGAUUAUAGUUCAACAGGCAGAUAUCCCACAUUCUACUAGUGAGAACAAGAAUUCAGCAUUGCCUACAGAUGUGCCGAAACAAGACAGCGAACCUCGUGGAGUUGUUGAAUAUGGAGUCGAUAAUAUUGAAAAGACCAAGCAGGAGACUCGUGAAAAGGACAAACCCCAAGGCUCUGAUUUUGUCGAUAACCUUGUAAAGGAUACUGAGAACUUUAUUAAUACAACGACAGCCAACUUUAUAAGGCAAGAGAAAGCAGGAGAGCUCCGGUCAAACAUUGCGGAAGCAAAACAACCGGGAUCACAAACCAUAGAUACUAAAAUCACUACAGUCACCACUUCGCAGGUAGUUCCACCCACACCCACGCCUACCACAUCCGUAACUGUAGAAACAAACGCAAGCGGAGAACCAGUACCGGUUGCUGGUACUCAGAAUGCUAAUGAUAGCAAAGUUCCGUCUCAGGUUGUUAUCACAACUGAAACAGCUAAAAAGACUACCGAUCCAAUCAAUGAAAUUGUUGAGGUAAAUGAAACAGGCGAUCAACCACAAUAUGUUGUGAGCUUUGAGGAUUCGGAUACGGAGGUAAACACCACCAGCACAGUUUCAACUACAACUGUUAUUACGACAACCACCUCUACCGUUCUUACGAAUACACCUUUGGGUGAUAUCACAGAAGCCGAGGAACCACAAAAGCCUGCAGAACCUACGCAUCAAGUUCCUGGCGCAAACAAGAAUGUUCAUGAGAUCGAGACUGCUCCCGAAGAUAAGCUUCCCGAAAAAUAUGGUGUUAUUACAGAUUUCAUGAAACACGAAAUUAGUACAAGUACAAAACCCAAGGUGCUUGAGGGAUUGCCAGCUGGUCAAGUCAAUUCUAGCGAGGCGCCUGUAGACAAUGUUGUCGUCAACGAACAACAGGAACCUAAAGAUGCUAAUAAUACCCAUAGUACAAUGGAGACUGUUAAUAACCAAGAGACAACGACGGGCGCAAUCGAUCCAAAAUCUAAGCCAGUAAUUGACAAUAUGGAUGAUGUGAACAGUGUUCCUCCCAAAACGGUCGACGAAGCCACACGUACGAAGGAAACAAAAGUCGAAAAAUCUCCGGUAGAACACGACGAUGUAGCCAAAGUUAAAGAGACGACCGAUACACCCAAACCUGCGGAGAGAAAAUCAUUGGACAAUUUAACAACAGAUUUAAGUCAUCCACAAACCGGUGUCACCGACCAUCAAGACAAACAUCAAAAUGUCGUUGACUUCAUUGAAGCCGAAAAGGGUGCUGCAGUCAAUCCCACUGAACGGGAAAGUAAUAUUUUGCAAAACGUCAAAGAUGCUGCCAAGCUUGGAGCCAUGGCUUUAGUGGGUGCUCCGGUUUUGGCUGGAAAAGCUAUUGUCGAUGCCCUUAAACCUGAUGAAAAACCAAAAGACUCGAGUGUUACUACCACAAUUACUACUGUGUUGACAUCGACGACAACUAAAACAACAACAGCAGCAGCAACAUCAACCACACAGCCAGACGAGUCUACGCAAGGAGAAACACCCAGAGAAACACAGAAUCAAAACCAACAACGAGGAGUAACACCACCCAAAACUUUAGCCUUGGGUGAUGCGAUUUCACAAAAACUCAUAUCACCCGACGAAUGUAAGGUACUCGUUGACGGCGAAGAACAAGAUCAAAGUGUCACCGAACUCCUCAAGGACGAACAACUUAGUCCUCUGGACGAAGUCCAGGUGUUAGACGACAAAUUGGUUGUACUGCAACCCAUGACGUACCUCAUUGACGCAAGUGACGACCUGACGCCUGAACACUUGAGCGAGUUGAAUAUCUAUGAUACAGCAAAUCAAUAUUUCACCGAUCCCUCCACCGGCCUAAAGAUUUCAUUCCAAACUUUAGUUUUUGACAUGAAUGUCUUUAACCCAGAGACCAUUUUAGUAAAGAAUUUCAGUACUGGCAAAUAUGAAACACUGACUGAUGCUUUGGAACGACCACUGCUCGACAGGCACACUGGUCAUAUGGUCGAUCCAAAGUCCGGCAAAAAGAUUCCAUUCUUCGAGUGUGUUUCCCGCAACUGGAUUAUUCGUGCCAAUCCUGAAAAAGAGAAGCCAGCAGCUAUUGAAAAUGUCAUUGACCCUGAAAGUGGCAAAGUUAUAUUGGGCGAUGGUCGAGUUUGUUCCAUUGUUGACGCAAUCAACAAUGGUUUGCUGGAUAUCCAAUCGAUAUCUGUUCGUGAUCCCGUUAGCGGUGAGGUGAUUCCGCUGCGUAUGGCAAUUGAGUUGGGAGUUGUGGACAUGCAGGCUGGCACGGUCAUUGAUAUACAGACAUUGAAAGAAAUCCCCAUGGAAGAUGCUUUCAAACUUGGUUUUCUUGUGCCCGGUUCGCGCAAGCCGAUCUCAUUGGAGGCAGCUGUACGCAAGGGACUCUACGAUCCCGAAACGGGAAAACUCUACGAUUCCGAAUCUGAUAAUCAAGUUGACGUUCAGAAAUCAAUAGAAAUUGGACUUGUUGAUCCUAAAAUAUCUCUAAUUGUCGAUGCCAAGUCCCAGAAGGCAAUUAAAUUGGACUGUGCCAUUGAGGACGAACUCGUCGUAACGGAAACUGGCCAAAUUAAAGACACCCAAACCAAUACGCUGGUCCCCUUCGAUAUUGGCGUAGAGAAAAAUUUGGUGAAAACCGACAGCAUAACUUGGAGUUUACCCGAAGUAUUGCAACGCGAAUAUUACUCUCCGAAAACGGGCAAAAUUUUGAAUCCAUCUACCGGAGAAGAAAUUCUCCUCCAGCAAGCAAUUGAGCUGGGAUUUGUUGAGUUGGAUUCAUGCCUAGUUAAAGACGAUGACAAAAAUAUAAUUGUGCCUGGCAAACAAGCUGCCAAGGAAGGUCUACUUGAUACAGUGAGAGGUUGUCUGAGCAGUCCUAACGUGAAAUUAGACGAAGCAUUUGUCAAGGGUUACUUGAUUAGUACCAAGAAGCCACUUUCUCUAGUAGAUUGCCUACUAAGAGGUCUGUACGACCCUGAGACGGCCAAAUUCACAAUCGACGAUAAGAAGGUCGACUUGAAGACAGCAAUUGCGUUGAAAUUAAUCAAUUCCGAUGAGCUGGUACUACUAGAUCCCAAAACAGAGUCCAUAAUUUCACUCACAGAAGCCAUAUCCAAGGGUUAUAUUGAUCCCAUCCAUGGCUAUGUCAUUAAUCCCUACACCGGUACCAAACUGUCGCUGAAUGAGGCACUAGAAAACCGAGUACUGAUCCCGCCUAAACGUAAACGCAGUCUACCCGAUGCUGUGUACCGUGGCCUGUAUGACCCCAAGACUGGUGAAUUCAGCAACACCAUAACUCGCGAAAAACUCUCAACUGAACGUGCUAUUCGCAGAGGCAUUUUAGAUCCGGACUCGACCAUUGUCAGUGUAGCUGGCGAAGUCAUUCCAUUCGAGAAAGCUGCUCAGGUUGGCAUCGUUGAUAGUCACAGAGGCACGGUAAAAGACGAUGACGACAAGGAAAUCGACUUCAAAGAAGCCUUUGAUCGCGGUGUGCUACUCGAAGCAAAGAAACCUUUGCGUCUUAUCGAGGCGGUCAUCAAGAAUGUUUACGACGAAGUUGACGGCAGCUUUAUGGAUCCCAAAACGGGACAAAAACUCUCAUUUGCCCAAGCGGUCGAUAGUAAUCUCCUCGAUGAGGACAGUGUCCAAAUAAGAGACUUCAACACCGGUCUGUACAAGCAAUUGAACCUUGCACACGCAGCCGAUACCGGUGUCAUUGAUGGCAGCAACGCUAAAUUGGUGUACAACAAUCAAAAGAUAACCAUUAAACAUGCUUUUGAUGUCGGCAUCCUCAUGGACACCCAGGCUCCCAUCAGCUUACAACGAGCCCUACAUCAAGGACUUUUCGAUGAAAAGACCGGCAAGCUGACCGACCCCAAGAGUGGACGCAAAAUAACUUUACUCGAGAGCAUACGCAGCUUUGUCAUAAAUCCGCAAUUACCCUGCUACUUCGACGAAAUUCAAGAACAAAUGCACAGCUUGACCGAUACUUGUCGCAUGGGCAUCAUAAAUCGUCGUGAGGGAGUUUUCCGUGAACCCGGCAGCAACACAUUUGUGUCCUUGAACGAAGCCUUAAACUUGGGCCUAAUUGUAGACAUUGAAAACGCCAGUUUUGGUCUGUACGAACUGUUAGCAAUGGGUUUCUACGACAAACAUACGGGAAAGGUUUUACACCCGGUUACCGGGCGUAAGUUGAAUUUGAACGAAGCCUGUGUUGAAGAUGUUGUCAGUCUAUCUUCGAGUCUGAUAAAGAGUAAUAAAACAGGAAAGUAUAUACGAUUGGCACAGGCUAUCAAGGAACAGGUUAUUGACGACACAAAGGGUUGUUAUAACCUCAGUCCCACAGAUCAAAUAGAUUUACAAGAGGCUCGCGCUCGUGGUCUCAUCGUUUCGAACCGUCGUUUAUUGUGUUUGGAACUUGUAAUGCGUAUGCAAUUGUUUAGACCUGAAACGGGUAAAUUCUGCGAUCCGACUACGGGCGAGUACUACGAUCUAGCCGAGUCGAUACAAAACGGUUUCAUUGAUCCAGCAACAACUGUGUUCAAGAAUCAAGUGACAGGCAAAGAAACGCCACUCAAUGAAGCAAUUGCCAAUGGCGAUGUCGACGUUUCCAAGGGUCGUGUUUUUGAUCCAAAAUCACAGUCGGCAUAUAAUUAUGACGUUGCAUUAUCUCGCGGAAUUCUAAUUACCGUAGCUAAACCACUGACCGAACGAACCGCUGAGGUAGUAAAGGACAGUGUCGAUUUGUUAGGCCAAACUCCGGUAAGCAUUGUCGUCAGUAAGCCACGUGAAAUGUCAUUGGAAGAAGCCAUCAAAUACAAUAUAAUCGAUCCAAAAACGGCGUUGGUACGUGAUUUUGAUACGUUUAAAUUCAUUCCAUUCGAGGUCGCGCAACAAAAAGGCAUUGUUGAUUUGAACAAGCGCACUGUAGUUGAUCCAAAAGCCUUGUACUUUGUAUUUGAUCCCACUUUGGUGAUAUACGUCAGAGAACCCAUACAAUUUGAACAUGCUGCCGAAAUCAAAUGUCUAGAUUUGGAAACCGGUAUGUUAACAUAUCACGAUCCAGUCACUAAAACGCCACAAUCACCCGAACAACACGAUGUGGAUGAGAAUAGCGAAGGACCAACAACAACAAAUGAGCCUGUGGUUUAUACUCUGAAAGAUGCCACCACUUUGGGUAUUAUUGAUCCUGAUUCGGCAUUGGUAAAGGAUUUGGUUAAAUCGAAGUUGGUACGCCUACCCGAGGCAUUCCGUAAAGGUCUUAUGGAUGCCAAUAAAGCGAAUGUUUUGAACACAAAAACUUCAAAACUGUGCACCCUGAAAGAAGCCUAUGAGAGUGGCUUGAUUGUAACGCCAAAACGUUCAUUUGGUUUACUGGAAGCCAUUGCUUUUAAUCUUUACAAUCCCACCAAUGGAUGCUUUGUUGAUCCCUUCCAAAUGAAUCCGGAUAUUAUAAAGCGUAAAAAAUUCACUUUGGCUGAAGCUAUAACAGCUGGCCUAAUAGAUCCGUCGUCGACGGUGGUAAGGAAUCCAUCGACUGGCGAAAUUAUACCACUAACAGCGGCCAUACAAAAUGGCCUAAUUGAUGCCCACGACGGACGUAUUUGUGAUCCAAACGACAGUAAAACUAAUAUGGAUUUGGUGAAAGCAUCGGAAAAAGGCUAUCUAUUGGCCGCUGAACAAAGGCAAGCCGUAUUUGAAAAGUUCAACAUGUGCGAAGAGAACGUCAACGAACUGCUUAAGUGGGUAUACAGCAUUGAACACAAAAUUGCCACUGUUGGAGGCCCCAGGGAGAAAAUUGAUGAGCUCCGCAAUCAAAUCAACGCUCUAAAGCAAAUCAAGGAUGAAAUUGAAUCUCAACAACGACCAGUUGCAACGUGCCUUGAACAGAUUCGUCAGAUUGUUUUAACUGGCGGCGAUGUCUUAUCAGCACCGGAAGUUACGACAUUGGAAAAUGCCGGUAGAGAAUUACGUUCCCGUGUCGAUCGUGUAAACGAUCGUACUGUGCGUCUUUUGCGUCGCCUGGAAGCCGGCCGCGACGAGCUAACAAAACUGCGAAGCGAAUUGGAUGUGUUCUCAGAAUGGUUACAGUCAGCACGACGCACUUUAGAAGACAAAGAGCGUGCUUUAUCUGAUCUGACGCGUCUUUCCUCCCAGUCUGAAUCUGUAAGAGAAUUUGUUAGUGACGUUAUUGGCCAUCAGGCAGAUUUGCGUUUCAUCACAAUGGCUGCUCAAAAGUUUGUUGACGAAGGCAAGGAAUUUUUGGCAAUUCUAAAUGAUUUCAGAACCUCACUGCCUGAACGACUGCCUCAUGUGGAACCAUUGGCAAGUUCUGAAAGUCCCAUACGGCAGGAAGUGUCUUUGGUUUCGGCUCAGUACAAGGAUCUCAUGAAUCGUGUCAAUGCCCUCCAGGAUCGCAUAUCUGGACUUGGUGGUCGUCAACGGGAAUAUCAAGACGCCUUGGAUAAGGCCAAUGAAUGGUUGCGUAGUACCCAACCACGUGUUGGUCGCGUCAUUGCUGAGCCCAUUGCUGGCGAUCCGAAAUCGGUACAGGAGCAAAUGAAUGAAGCCAAGGCGCUGCAUAAUGAAUUGCUUUCAAAUGGCCGUUUAGUUGAUAAUGCUCAACAAGCUCUCGAUAGCUUGCUCUAUACUCUUGGUGGUCAACUUAGCCCUAUGGAAAUUAAUCAAUUGGAGGUUCCUAUUGCCGAUCUCAAGGACAAAUACCAGAAACUCCUUGAUUCGUUGGGAGAACACUGCAAAACAUUGGACAAGACAUUGGUUCAAUCGCAGGGCGUGCAAGAGGCUCUUGAUAAUCUGGGUAACUGGGUCAACCAGGCCGAAGAUAAAUUCAAACUCCAAUUAAGACCAGCUUCCUUGAUUAAGGAACGCUUGCAAGAACAAAUAAGGGAGCACAAAGCCUUAUUGGCAGAUAUGCAAUCGCAUCAAGCCAGCAUCGACAGUGUCGAGUCGUCUGCCAAGCAUUUAAUGAACACUGCUUCCAAUGCUCGCAUAGCCAAAAAGGUAGAAACUAAUCUGAAUGAUGUCACAACCAAAUUUGAUAAGCUCUACGAUAAGGUUGUUAAGCGUGGCGAAUUCCUUGACGAUGUUUUUAAUCGUUUGUGCAAAUAUUUGGAUGAGUUCAGUGGCGUUGAACAAGAGAUUGUAACACUGCAAGAUGCCCUCGACAGUCGUGACACAAGUUUGUUAUCGGCCGAAGAACUUGCACAUCGCAUGCAGGAACUUUCCAAUCGCAAAGAAUCUCUUUCGCCUGCCUAUGAAGAUUGCAUUCGCAAUGGCAAGGAUCUAAUCAGUAUUCGCGAUGUUACCGACACCAGUACAUUGAGAGAUCGCAUUAAGGCGCUCGAGUCACAAUGGCGUAACAUCAAUGUCAGUUUGGAUGAAAAAACCAAAUUGUCGAAACAAAAGGCCGAACAUCAAGUGGCGUAUGAAAGCCUAAAAGACCAAGUUUUGUCUUGGUUAGCAAGCACCGAAACUCGUAUCACAGGACUGGCGCCAGUUGCCAUUGAUUUGGAGAAAAUUCGCCAACAAAAUGACGAACUUAAGCCCAUUUAUAAGGAUUAUAGGGAUUAUGCUUCCACCAUUGAUAAAAUCAAUGACAUUGGUUCGCAGUACGAUGCUCUAAUACGACCGGAAAGCCCAGGACGUAAACGUUCAACGUUCAGCCCCAUUAAACGUGUCAGCCCUCUGCGCCGCAUGUCCGGAGAUGCUCGUAGUCCAAGUCCCACGAAGGGGGGUAUUCUGUCGCCACUAUCGACUGGUUCCAGUGGAUUUGGUAGCCGCAGAUCCUCUCAAGAUGGCUUCCAACUAUCAGAAUUAUCUCCUGUGCAGCAACAACUGAGCGAAAUCAAUAACCGCUACACACUGAUCGGUGUCCGAAUCAAUGAUCGCCAAAACGAACUCGACAACAUGAACGAGGAGGUCCGCAAACAAUUUGAAAACCUUAAGAACCUGGCUGCCUUUUUGGAGCGCAUUCAGCGCCAACUGCCAAAGGAGUCAGUAUCGAAUAAGGAUGAGGCUGACCGUUGCAUAAAGCAAGCACGCAAAAUCCUGGAAGACAUGUACGAAAAACAAAGUCUGUUGGACACGACCAAAACUCAAAUUAAGGAUAUAUUGAGACGUAAGUCGGAUGUCCCCGGCGCAGAACAAUUGCGCGUCGAAAACGAUAACAUUGUCGAAAAGUGGAAGCAGCUGAGCGACAUCUGCAAGAACCGAAUCAACUUCUCUGAGAAGCUACGAGAUUUCCUAGACACACAUAACAACCUGAAGAAUUGGUUGGACAGCAAAGAACGCAUGCUCACUGUGUUGGGUCCGAUUUCCUCAGAUCCUCGUAUGGUCCAAAGUCAAGUACAGCAAGUUCAAGUAUUGCGCGAAGAAUUCCGCACACAACAGCCACAGCUGAAGCACUUCCAAGAAAUCGGCCACGAUGUUCUAGAUCAUUUGGAAGCCGAUUCGCCAGACGCCUCUGCAGUCAACAAGAAACUGCAAGACGUCAACAGCAAAUGGGAAGACUUAGUUGGUCGCCUGGAUGAACGGGCAAAUAGUUUGGGAGGUGCAGCUGACAGCAGCAAGGAAUUUGACGCUGCAGUUAAUAGGCUUCGCGAAGCUCUGCAGCAAAUUAGCGAUAAUCUUGACAGUUUGCCCUCCGAUGGUGAUCAUCAGGAUAACUUGAGAAAGAUUGAGAAUCUUGAGCGGCAAUUGGAAGGACAACGACCGCUAUUGGCUGACGCCGAACAAUCUGCCGCUGCACUGUGCAAUAUUCUUGGUGACCCAGCCUCUCGUGCAGAUGUCAAUUCGCGUGUUGCUGCUUUAGAGAAGCAAUAUCAGGCGCUACAAAAGAAACUUGACACGAAGAAAGCUGAAACGGAAGCUACCCUCAGAGAUGGCCGUCACUUUGCUGAAAACUGUUCAAAAACAUUGGGUUGGCUCUCAGCCGAGCUGUCUAAUUUGGCGGAACGUUUGUUGGUAUCGGCCCAUAAGCCUACAUUGCAACAUCAAAUUGACACUCACGAACCCAUCUACCGUGAAGUCAUGGCCCGUGAACAUGAAGUCAUCAUGCUCAUCAACAAGGGCAAGGAUCUCACCGACCGCCAGCAAGAUCGUGGCGUGAAACGCGAUUUGGAACGCAUCCAACAACAAUGGGAGAAACUUCGCCGUGAAGCCGUUGACCGUCACACACGCCUCCAAACAUGCAUGGAGCACUGCAAGAAAUACGUCUCAACUUCAGAAGUCUUUUUGGCAUGGCUAAGAACUGCGGAGGACAAGUUAGUAGAUUUGAACCCAGGCGUCCUAUCGAAAUCAAAGUUGGACACACGUUUGCAUGAUCUGCACACGUUCCGUAGUGAAGUAUGGAAGCAUUCGGGUGAAUACGAGAACACUAAAGGAUUGGGCGAAACAUUCCUAAGCAGCUGUGACGUGGAUAAGGAUCCGAUUAAGAGUGAAUUGCAAGACAUCCGUGAACGUUGGGAACGUCUUAACAAUGAUUUGAUCGCCAGGGCCCAGGAAAUUGAGAAUUGUUCUCGUCGUCUAGGCGAUUUCAAUGAUGAACUUCGCAAUUUGGACCACGCUGUUGGCCGAUGCGAAGAUCGCCUGGCUGCCCAUGAUGCGUUGGGUGGAGCUGCUAAGGAUCCUAAACUGUUGGACCGUGUCAAAGCAAUACGCGAAGAAUUGACCAAUUUGCAGAAACCUCUGCAAACUCUUAAGGGAAUGGCGAAGGAUAUCUGCGCUGAAGCCCGUGCUGCCGGAGGCGAUGCAGAACAUCUAACCGAUGAUGUUGAUGGCAUUGCUGAUCGCAUUGGAGAAUUACAAAGUCGAUUGGAUGAUCGCUUGGGCGAACUACAAUCCGCAGCGACCGCUGUGUCGCAAUUCAACGAACAAAUAAAGAACUUGGGUAUUGAUCUGAACGACAUAGAAAACGAAGUUGAGAAGCUUUCCCCGCCAGCACGUGAAAUAAAGCGAGUUCAAGGCCAAAUCGAUGAUACCUACAAACUUCAAACAAAACUUGAACGUAUUGUCGAACGCAUCGAGGAUGGAGAACGGGCUGCGGAUGCUUUAGUCGACGCCGGAUUCUCACCAGAUACCGCCCAAACUCGCGAACAAAUAUCCACUCUACGGAAAACAUUAGCUCGCCUGGACAACCGUGUGCGUGAUCACAGCCAACUUUUGGAAGAAACUCUACGCUCACUUCAAGAAUUCUAUGAUAUGGAAUCACAAACGAUGGACGACAUUCAAGAUAUUAGCGAAGAGUUCCGUCGCAUGAAACCUGUGGGCUCCGAACUUGAACAAAUUCGUCGCCAACAGGAAGAUUUCCGCAAUUUCAGAGAAAAUAAAAUCGAACCGUUGGCACAAAACAUCGACAAAGUAAACAUGGCCGGACGCGAUUUGGUCAGAUCAGCUGCAAGUGGUGUGUCCACUACCCAAAUCGAAAAAGAUCUUGAGAAGUUGAAUGAUCGUUGGAACGAUCUUAAAGAAAGAAUGAAUGAACGCGAUCGACGCCUAGAUGUUGCCCUCUUGCAAUCGGGCAAGUUCCAAGAAGCCUUAGCCGGCCUCUCCAAAUGGCUGUCCGAUACUGAAGAGAUGGUUGCCAAUCAAAAGGCACCCAGUUCUGAUUAUAAGGUAGUAAAGGCCCAAUUGCAGGAACAGAAAUUCCUGAAGAGAAUGUUAUUGGAUCGCCAGAAUUCCAUGUCAUCGUUAUCGUCACUUGGCAAAGAGGUUGCCAAUCAUUGUGAGCCCUCCGAAAGAAACGCAAUUGAGAAGCAAUUGCAUGAUCUGAUGAAACGUUUUGAUGCCUUAACAGAUGGCGCAGAACAGAGAGAGAAAGAUCUGGAGGAGGCAAUGGAAGUUGCCAAACUUUUCCACGACAAGAUCACACCAUUAGAAUUGUGGCUGGACAACACGGAGCGAGCUGUGAAGGGAAUGGAACUCAUCCCAACCGACGAAGAGAAAAUUCAACAGCGCAUCCGGGAACAUGGAAGAUUGCACGAUGAAAUUCUGGGAAAGAAACCCGAUUUCUCUGAUUUGGCAGAUGUGGCUGGCCAGUUAAUGCAUUUGGUAAGUGAUGAAGAAGCUGGCAACUUGGGCGAAAAGGUCCGCACCAUAACAGAUCGCUACACAGGAUUGGUUGACGCUAGCGAUAAUAUUGGUGCUUUGUUGGCCGACUCCCGUCAAGGUCUCAGGCAUCUGGUCUUGACAUAUCAAGAAUUGGUGGCUUGGAUGGAACGCAUGGAAACCGAAUUGAAAAGAUUCCGUUCUGUUCCAGUCUUUGCUGAAAAAUUGCUGGAACAAAUGGAUGUUUUAGUGGAAUUGAAUGAGAAUAUUGCCAAUCACGCCCCAAAUGUAGAAUCGACUGUGGAUUCCGGUGCCGAGCUCAUGAAACACAUAUCGAACGAUGAGGCCAUUCAAUUGAAGGAUAAGUUAGAUUCUUUGCAGCGUCGUUACGGCGAAUUGACAAAUCGUGGCGGCGAUCUCCUAAAUAGUGCUCAAAAUGCUCUCCCAUUAGUUAAACAAUUCCAUGAAGCUCACACUCGUCUGAUUGAUUGGAUGCAAGUGGCAGAGAGCGCCCUUUCCACGAGUGAACCACGACAAUCUGAUGUUCUGCGCUUAGAAGCUGAGCUGGUAGAAAUGCGCCCAACACUUGACUGUGUAAAUUUGGUUGGACCUAAACUAUGUCAAAUCUCCCCCGGCGAAGGCGCUUCCACCAUUGAAACAAUAGUUACACGCGACAAUCGCCGCUUUGAUGCAAUCGUCGAACAAAUUCAACGCAAGGCAGAACGUCUUCACUUAAGUAACCAGCGUGCCAAGGAAGUGACCAAUGACAUUGAUGAACUCCUGGAGUGGUUCCGUGAAAUGGAUGCUAAUUUGCGAGAAGCCGAUCCACCGGCCAUCGAACCAAAAUUGGUGCGUGCUCAACUGCAGGAACAUCGCUCAGUCAACGAUGACAUUUCCAGCCAAAAGGGUCGUGUACGUGACGUAACAGCGGCAUCCAAGAAGGUCUUGCGAGAAUCGCCUCAAAGUGAAAACACCGCUACAUUGCGUGAAAAAUUGGACGAUCUCAAGGAAAUCGUCGAUACCGUAGCACAACUGUGCAGUGAACGUUUAGGCGUUCUGGAACAAGCAUUACCUUUGUCCGAACACUUUGCUGACUCGCAUGCUGGUCUAACCACUUGGUUGGAUGAUAUGGAACAACAACUAUCCAGACUAAGCAUGCCAGCUUUACGCCCAGACCAGAUCACUCAACAGCAGGAUAAGAACGAGCGUCUUUUGCAAUCUAUUGCGGAACACAAACCCUUGCUCGACAAAUUGAACAAGACGGGCGAAGCUCUGGGAGCCUUGGUGGCCGAUGAUGACAGUGCAAGAAUUAAUGAGAUUCUAGACUCGGAUAAUGCACGCUAUGCUGCCUUGCGCUUAGAGCUGAGAGAACGCCAGCAAGCCCUUGACAAUGCUCUGCAAGAAUCAAGCCAAUUUUCAGAUAAACUUGAGGGAAUGUUACGCGCCUUGGCCAACACUGUGGAUCAAGUCAACCAAUUGGACCCAUUGUCGGCAUUGCCACAAAAAAUACGCGAACAAAUCGAAGACAAUGAUGCGAUUAUGGAUGAUUUGGAUAAACGUACAGAUGCAUUUAGUGCCGUUCAACGCGCCGCCAGCGAUGUCAUUGCUAAGGCUGGCAACAAAUCGGAUCCUGCUGUGCGGGACAUUAAGAGCAAAUUAGAGAAACUGAAUAAUCUUUGGAACGAUGUUCAAAAAGCAACCAAGAAACGUGGCAGCUCACUCGAUGAUAUACUCAAUGUUGCCGAGCCAUUCUGGAAUCAGCUGCAAAGUGUUAUGAAAACUCUGAAGGAUCUGGAAGAGACUUUGUCCUCACAAGAGCCUCCAGCUGCACAACCUCAAGAAAUCCAAAAACAACAGGUAGCCCUACAGGAAAUUCGUCACGAAAUUGAUCAAACGAAACCUGAGGUUGAGCAAGUUAGACGCCAUGGCAGCAAUCUGAUGAACCUCUGCGGCGAGCCCGACAAGCCCGAAGUUAAAAAACACAUUGAAGAUUUGGAUAAUGCUUGGGAUAAUAUUACCGCUCUGUAUGCCAAACGCGAAGAGAAUCUCAUUGAUGCCAUGGAGAAGGCCAUGGAAUUCCACGAAACCCUACAAAAUCUCUUGAAAUUCCUAACAAAGGCUGAGGACAAGUUCGCUCAUUUAGGACCAGUAGGCUCAGACAUCGAUGCCGUCAAGAAACAAAUCGAGCAGUUGAAGUCAUUCAAGGAUGAAGUGGAUCCCCACAUGGUGGAAGUAGAGGCAUUAAACAGACAAGCUGUUGAAUUAACGGAAAGAACUUCUCCUGAACAAGCGGCCUCGAUACGCGAACCUUUGGCUGUAGUCAAUCGCCGAUGGGAAGCCCUUCUACGAGGCAUGGUCGAACGUCAAAAACAAUUGGAACACGCUUUGCUGCAUUUGGGUCAAUUCCAACAUGCUCUAAAUGAACUCUUGGUUUGGAUUAGCAAAACAGAUGGAACUUUGGAUCAACUAAAACCCAUACCUGGCGAUCCUCAGUUACUCGAAGUUGAAUUGGCUAAACUGAAGGUCUUGGCCAAUGAUAUUCAAGCUCAUCAAAACUCAGUUGAUACAUUGAAUGAUGCAGGCCGUCAGCUGAUCGAAUCCGAAAAGGGUUCGCUGGAAGCUUCAACGACACAAGAAAAAUUACGCAAGCUUAACCAAGAAUGGAAAAUGUUGCUUCAAAAAGCAUCUGAUAGACAACAUGAAUUGGAAGAAUCGUUACGUGAAGCUCAAGGUUAUAUUGCCGAAGUUCAGGAUAUCCUUGGAUGGUUGGGCGAUGUUGACGCUAUUAUUGGGGCUAGCAAACCAGUUGGAGGUUUACCAGAAACAGCUACAGAGCAAUUAGAGCGCUUCAUGGAGGUGUACAACGAACUAGAGGAGAAUCGUCCAAAGGUUGAAACAAUCCAGGCUCAAGGCCAAGAAUACAUUAAACGUCAGAAUCAAAUGAAGGUUUCGUCCAGUAACUUGCAACAUACUCUACGUACUCUAAAGCAACGUUGGGAUGCAGUCGUUUCAAGGGCAUCUGACAAGAAAAUCAAAUUGGAAAUUGCCUUGAAAGAAGCCACUGAAUUCCAUGACACUCUGCAAGCCUUUGUGGAAUGGUUAAAUCAAGCUGAAAAACAAUUAGCCAAUGCCCAGCCAGUCUCAAGAGUCCUUGAAACCAUUCAAGUACAAAUGGAAGAACAUAAGGUCCUGCAAAAGGAUGUUAGCACACAUCGUGAAGCUAUGUUAUUGCUGGACAAGAAAGGAACUCAUCUCAAAUACUUCAGCCAGAAACAAGAUGUUAUCUUAAUUAAAAAUCUUUUGGUAUCGGUACAACAUCGCUGGGAACGCAUUGUCAGUAAGGCUGCGGAACGCACUCGUGCUUUGGAUCAUGGAUACAAAGAAGCGCGCGAAUUUAAUGAUGCUUGGAACAACAUGAUGCAAUAUUUGCAGGAAACGGAAACUGUGCUUGAUCAGAUCAUUGAAGAAGCUACAUCGUCCAAGGAUCCACAGAAGAUCAAGAAAUGUAUUGCUCGAUUAAAGGAUACCCAUCGUCAGUUAACCGGCAAACAAACCCUCUACGAUUCUACCAUGCGUAAUGGUAAGAAUUUGAUGGAAAGAGCUCCCAAGACUGACGAAGCUGUACUCGGCAAAAUGUUAUGCGAACUGAAGGAUCAAUGGACGCGGGUCUUGUCGAAGAGUAUUGAGCGUCAGCGUAAAUUAGAAGAGGCUCUACUAUUGUCUGGUCAGUUCUCGGAUGCUCUUGGAGAACUUUUGGAAUGGCUCAAGAAGGCUAAACAGCGCCUAAAUGAAGACGGUCCCGUUCACGGAGAUCUGGAAACAGUUCAAGGCUUGUGUGAACACCACAAACAUAUUGAACAGGAUUUGCAAAAGCGUGCCGCUCAAAUGCAAGGUGUGCUUAAGACCGGCCGUGAUCUGGAACGCUCUGGUAAUAAUCCCGACGUUGGUCGUCAAUUGGACGAGUUACAGACAGUAUGGGAUGAAGUCAAGAGUGCUACAGCUAAACGUGGCGACCGCUUGCAAGUUGCCCUCAAGGAUGCUGAAAAACUGAAUGGCAGCAUUCAAGCCCUCUUCGAUUGGCUAGAUCAUGCCGAGCACAAACUGCGAUACGCCAAGAAUGCACCGGACGACGAGAAGAUAUCCCGCGAAAUGAUGGAUAUGCACAUUGAAUUCAUGAAAGAUCUCCAUGUGCGCGAACAACAGAAACAUGAAACAUUCGAAUUUGCGGAGGAUAUUAUUGGCAAGGCAUAUCCCGAUGCCAUACCCAUCAUCAAGAACUGGUUGAGCAUUAUUGAGGAACGCUGGGAAGAAGUCAAACAGUGGGCCAUUAAUCGUGAAGCAAAACUGGAACAGCAUUUGCAAUCCCUUAAAGAUUUAGAUGACACCAUCGAGGAGCUACUUGCCUGGUUAAGUGGCUUAGAGGCAACAUUACUGAACCUCGAACGCGAAUCUCUGCCGGAUGAAAUACCGCCACUAGAAAAACUAAUUGAAGAUCACAAAGAGUUUAUGGAGAACACAGCUAGGAGACAAACCGAAGUCGAUCGUGCUUGUAAACCCAAGCAGUUGCCACCUGGUGCCCGUAAAAUGUCAAGAACAGCCAAAACACCUGUUCGUGGCUCAAGUCAUGAUAUACGUGAACAAUCACCCGAUGGUACAUUAAGACGACAAAGCUUCAAGGGUUCUCGUGACCAUGGUCUGAACAAUCGUAAAUCUAGUAGUCGCAUGACACCAAGUCGUGAUACACCCGAUAGAGAUCGCUUGCCUCACUAUGGUCCCCGCUUCUCACCCAGUUCGGUGGGUCCUGAACUUGAAUUCCGUUCAACUCGAGCCAAAUUGUUGUGGGACAAAUGGCGUCAUGUGUGGAUGCUUUCAUGGGAACGCCAACGCCGCUUGAAUGACCACCUUAUGUAUUUGAAGGAUUUGGAACGCGUCCGCAACUUCAGUUGGGACGACUGGAGAAAGAGAUUCUUGAAGCACAUGAAUCACAAAAAAUCUCGUUUGACCGAUUUGUUCCGCAAAAUGGACAAAGAUAACAAUGGCCUUGUACCUAGAGGCGAAUUUAUUGAUGGCAUCCUUAGCACCAAAUUUGACACUUCUCGCAUGGAAAUGGGCGCAGUUGCCGAUUUGUUUGAUCGCAAUGGCGAAGGACUAAUUGACUGGCAAGAGUUUAUUGCCGCUCUUCGUCCCGAUUGGCAAGAACGUAAACCACAAACUGAUUCCGACAAAAUACAUGACGAAGUUAAACGUCUGGUAAUGCUUUGUACAUGUCGCCAGAAAUUCCGUGUCUUCCAAGUCGGUGAAGGCAAAUACAGGUUUGGCGAUUCCCAAAAACUGCGUUUGGUUCGUAUAUUACGCAGUACCGUUAUGGUACGUGUUGGUGGCGGCUGGGUCGCCUUGGAUGAAUUCCUGCAAAAGAACGAUCCUUGUCGCGCUGACGAGCAUUUGGCUGAACUUAUGCCAAUAUUUGAGCGUAUUCGUGCACAAGAGCAAGUACCUUGCGCCUUUCCAAUACAUAUGGGCGCCGGUGGCACCGUAUUUGUACGUUGCAAUAGUAGUCGUUCAGUACCUUUAAGUCCACAUGUAAUGCAUUGUCAUCCAACAACACAUUGGGUACGUGAACGGUCCGGUCGUUCAAUACCAAUGACGAAGCAAACACGUUCGUCCUUAUCUGCCUCAACACCCGAUUCAUUGAGUGACAACGAGGGAAGUCAUGGCAAUGCCUCAGGACGCUAUACACCACGCAAGGUUACAUAUACCAGCACCCGUACUGGAUUAACUCCUAGUGGCUCACGUGCAGGUUCUAAGCCAAACUCACGGCCCCUGAGUAGACAAGGGUCCAAGCCCCCAUCACGCCAUGGUUCGACACUAUCCCUAGAUAGCACUGAUGAACACACGCCUUCUCGCAUUCCACAACGUAAACAGUCUGCAGCCAGCACAAUCUCUGGAACUGGCACAACUCCAAGGCCAUCUAGGCUGUCGGUGACAUCAACAACAACAACUCGAACAAAUGGCACAACAACAAUAACACGAAAAACUGCUUCCGGAUCUGCCAGUCCCGCACCCACUAGAAACGGAGGCAUGAGUAGAUCAUCCAGCAUACCAGCACUAACAGGCUAUGGUUAUAAACCUAGCUAUCGUCCAUCCAAGAUACCGGUUAAAGUAUCAAACUCAUUUGAUAAAUCGUUAAGUGCUAACAGUUCGCCAACAAGUUCAACUGUAAACAGUCUAAAUCCAAAUGUUAGCUUGGGGCGCAAUAUUAGUGGCACAUCGACUCCUUCGGGCAUGCAAACACCUAGGAAGAGUUCGGCUGAACCUACAUUUAGCUCAACAAUGCGUAGCAGAACAUCAAGGGGUACAACGCCAGUGGAAAAGAGGGAACCAUUUAGGCUCUAAAUUUAAACGUCUAAACACACAAAACAACCCAACUCUAUUUUCCCCCAACUUACUACUUGACAUUUCUAAAAUACCUUUAAUCUUUAUCUGAUAACAAACUACCUAUAACACAAAAACGUUAACUGAGCACACACUCCUCCACAUAUAUAUAAGUAUAAAUUUACAAACAUACACACCACACGGAAAGCAGCGCUGUACAUUGUCUGAAAUGUAUGCAAGAACAUAUGAUUUCUAUGGUGAAACCAUUUUCGCCAGAUGUUUUUUUAACAUUAAUGGUUUCAAAUAGACAUUCUAAAUAACUAGACAAUAGUUAGAGCUAUAAAGAUGGAAAUGAAAAUCAUCAAACCAACCAACCAACACACAAAUUCAUAAAAAGACAUAAACCUCCCUAAUUUGUACUACAAAAUCCUAUUGCUACUUUUUACUAUUUAUACAAAAUUUAUAUAGAAACGUAUAUAUAUGUAUACUUUAAACUUAAUUUAAUUUAACUAUAACUAAAACACAAACUCCAUUCUACUUUUAAUUUGCAAUCACUACAGAGUUCUGUAUUUAAUUGAAUAUAUCUACCACUUUCUUUAUUUUUGUGUUAUUAUUUUUUUGUUUUUUUGAAAAGAAAAACUUAUUUUUGUACAUAAACAACUAUUAUAGAUCAACACUCCAAGUGCUUUAAGUCAAAAAAUUUGCGAAAUGAAAACCAUAAAAACCAAAACAAAAACAAUUAUCGAAUUAAAGACAUUUUCGAAUUUGAAAAUCUGAUAAGGUUCUAUUUGAAAUCGCCAGUUCAAAUAGAGUCUUAUCGGAUUUAAUUCUGAAUUCGAGCGUGUCAAAAAAGAAACAAAAAUUCUCCAAAUAUACAUGAGUAGAAUAAACAAUGUUUUUUUUCUGUUUAAAUUUUUGUUAAGAUGCGAAUUAAUUUUAUUUAAUAAUACUAUCAUUAAUUAAUAAUUUAAAGAAAGAAAAAAAAAACAAAUUACUAAAAGUCAUUAUUGUAAGUUUAAUAUUAUUAAUACUGUUUAAGAAAUAACUACUUAUUUUUUUGUUUUUUUUUUUAUGUAAUAAUAUAUUUAAAAUAAAUAUUUGUAAAUUACUAAUACUAAAUUAUUAUGUUGUCGAUUUAAAAAUGAAUAAUUAAUUUUUUAUUUUUUUAUAAAUCACAAAAUUGAAAAUAAAAAAUGAAUAACCAACAAA
This is a messenger RNA of Musca domestica (house fly), 28534 nucleotides long. RefSeq names its product microtubule-actin cross-linking factor 1 (gene shot). Gene Ontology annotation, cellular component: cytoplasm; intermediate filament; membrane. The record is from RefSeq and is a predicted model, not a curated record. Gene Ontology annotation, biological process: intermediate filament cytoskeleton organization; wound healing. Bases 1055 to 27346 code for a protein of 8763 amino acids. Gene Ontology annotation, molecular function: calcium ion binding; structural molecule activity; microtubule binding. The transcript is spliced from 32 exons. Lineage: Eukaryota; Metazoa; Arthropoda; Insecta; Diptera; Muscidae.